Kwoniella shivajii is the source of this 1773-nucleotide messenger RNA. RefSeq lists its product as uncharacterized. Gene Ontology annotation, cellular component: fungal-type vacuole lumen. Gene Ontology annotation, molecular function: metallocarboxypeptidase activity. The transcript has 6 exons. Bases 1 to 1773 code for a protein of 590 amino acids. The record is from RefSeq and is a predicted model, not a curated record. Lineage: Eukaryota; Fungi; Basidiomycota; Tremellomycetes; Tremellales; Cryptococcaceae.
AUGUCCUUUUCCGAGAAACACGAACAGCUUCCGCUUGUGGUUCCUCCGCAUGACGGAAGCCCUUCUGCUCAACCUUUGAAACACAAACGUCGAAUCACCUUCAAACACUUGAUUCCCCUCUCUCUUGUAAUCCUAUACUACUCUUUCAUCUCCCCUCUCUCUUUCAGUUCCAUCAAGCCGUAUACAGAAGUUGAACUUUUAGCCAAAGACAGUGCUAGAUGUCCUGUCCAACCUCCGACACUCAAUAUCGGCAAAGAUUGGGAUAUAGUCAACGAUAAGAUAUACGCUGAAUUAGCUACAAAACGAUUACAAAAAGCAGUUCAAAUCAAUACUGAAUCAUACGAUGAUCUACCUUCCAACGCAUCUGAUCCGAAGUUCGAUAAACAUUUCGAAUUCGCCCACUUUAUGGAGGUUGAAUAUACCAAAUUAUUCACUGAAAUCAAGCAUGAAACUGUUAAUGUACAUGGACAUCUUUUCACAUGGGAAGGAACCAAUAAAAAGUUGAAACCGAUAUUAUUAAUGGCACAUACAGACACAGUACCUGUACUUCCUGCUACACUUGAUCAAUGGACAUAUCCACCUUUUAAUGGUACAGUCACACAUGAUGCUACUCCGAACACUCCAGGAACUUGGAUUUGGGGAAGAGGUGUCAGUGAUUGCAAGAACACCUUGUUGGGUAUUUAUGGCGCUGUAGAAAGAUUGAUUACAGAAGGUUUCAAGCCUGAUAGAACUAUAAUCAUAGCCAAUGGAUUCGAUGAAGAGAUUGGAGGGUUUAGAGGUGCAGGAAAGUUAUCAGAAGUCCUCUAUGAACGGUAUGGCGAUAAUGGAAUAUCGUUUGUCGUCGAUGAAGGAUUUACGGGUAUAUCAAAUGAAUAUGGUUCUACAGUAGCAAGCUUCGGUAUGGCAGAAAAAGGUUCUGUGAACGUGAAUGUCAAAGUCGAUACGUUAGGUGGUCAUUCAAGUGUACCUCCACCUCAUACAGCUAUCGGAAUCACUUCUCUUCUUCUUGCUGAAUUAGAAGCACAUCCAUUCAAACCUACUUUAUCACCAAAAACACCUACUCUCAAGUCACUCAAUUGUUUAGCCGAUUACGCCCCGGAAUUCCCCAAAUCAAUCAAACGCGAACUGAAAGAUCCUCGUAAAUGGGAUUCUCUAGCCAAGAAAUUGGCUGGCAGUGAUAGAGUUUUGAACAGUUUCUUGGCUACCACACAAGCUAUCGAUCUGAUAUCUGGUGGAGUAAAAGUCAACGCUUUACCUGAAGUUGUCGAUGCAACUGUCAAUUACAGAAUAUCAUUCACAUCUUCAGUCAAUGAAACACUUUCACACGUGUCCAAAAUCCUUAAACCACUUGCCAAAAAAUUAGGAUAUACCAUUUCAGCUUUCGAAUCCGUAUCUGAAUCUGGAUCUGAAUCUGAUUCCACUUCGCAGAAGAAAUCUAGUUCUCACAUCACAUUAACCGUGCCCAACGGAUGGGGAUUAGAACCUGCACCUAUAACCUCAUCAGAAAGUAAAUCAUUCGCACUACUUGGUGGAACAGCGAAAGCUGUCUUUGGUGAUAAUACAAUCGUUUCCCCUUCUGGGAUGUUCGCCAACACCGAUACUAGAUGGUUCUGGAGACAUACAACUGAUCUUUACAGGUUCACCCCCGCUUUGAUCACUGAGAAUCUCAAUCAACACACAGUCGACGAGCGAAUCAGUCUUGAAGGUCAUUUAAAUGCUACUAAAUUCUUCUAUCAAUUGAUUCAAAAUUCAGCAGGUUGGAAUGCCGAGUAA